Molecule: messenger RNA, 1857 nt
Organism: Neltuma alba
Lineage: Eukaryota; Viridiplantae; Streptophyta; Magnoliopsida; Fabales; Fabaceae
Product: (-)-germacrene D synthase
Exons: 7
Coding region: 1-1701 (566 amino acids)
Biological process (GO): diterpenoid biosynthetic process
Molecular function (GO): terpene synthase activity; magnesium ion binding
Source: RefSeq, a predicted model, not a curated record
AUGUCUAUCGUUGCUGCUUCAACGACCCUUGUUCCUUCUUCAUCAACCCAUUUGCGUCGACAUCUUGCAGAUUAUCAUCCUACUCUUUGGAAGGAUUAUUUCCUUCAAUAUGCUUCCCAAUCUUUGCAAGUUGAUGAAGAAAUGGGGAAACAAGUUGAAACAGUGAAAGAAGAAGUGAGGAAGAUGCUUAUAUCUACAAGGAUGGAGAAGCCCUCAACAAAAGUACUUGAACUGAUUGAUUCAAUUCAACGUUUGGGCUUGUCGUACCAUUUUGAACGUGAGAUCGAUGACUUACUCCAGCAAAUUCACAACACUUACGUGCAAAAUAAUGAAAUUGUAACUCAUACUGAAGAUCUCCAUUCUCUCGCUCUGCUCUUUAAGCUACUGAGGCGAGAAGGAUAUCCCAUUUCACCUGAUAUGUUCAACAAGUUCAAGGAUGAGCAAGGAAGCUUCAGUGAAAAGAUAGCAUCAGAUGUUGAAGGGAUGUUGAGUUUGUACGAGGCCGCGCAUCUCAGUGUUCAUGGAGAGGACAUUUUAGACGAAGCGCUUGCUUUCACUUUGAAUCGUCUUCAUCGCUCCAUCACCACCAUUGAAUCAAACCCUUUUCUCGCAGCAAAACUCCGCCAUAGCUUGAAGCAGUGUCCUUACAGGGGAUUGCCAAGGCUAGAGGCGCGAAAGUACAUUUCCAUAUAUCACUUGAAUCCUUCCUGUAAUCAAGUUCUUCUGAAGCUGGCGAAAUUAGAUUUCAAUAUGCUCCAAAAGCUGCAUCAGAAGGAGUUCGGCAAUCUCUGCAAGUGGUAUAACAAGUUGGAUGUGCAAAGAAAUCUUUCAUAUGCAAGAAACAGGAUCGUCGAACUAUGCUUUUGGAUUCUCACGGUUUAUUUUGAGCCUCAGUACUCUAAAGCUAGAAGCAUAAUGACCAAAGUGAUGGCCCUGCUAUCCAUCAUUGAUGAUACAUUCGAUGCGUAUGGAACUAUAGAUGAACUAGAACUCCUCAACGAGGCAAUCCAGAGGUGGGAUAUUCGUUGCUUGGACAAUCUCCCAGAUUAUAUCAAAUUAUUUUACAAGGAACUGUUGAACGUUUUCCAAGAAACAGAAGAAGAAAUGAGGAAAGAAGGAAGAUCAUACAGUGUUCACUAUUCCAAACAAGAGAUUAAAAAGGCAGUGGAAGCCUACAUGACAGAAGCAAGAUGGCUAAAUAAGAAGCAUAUUCCGACAACAGAGGAGUACAUGAACGUAUCAACAGUAUCAACUUGUUAUCCAGCUCUUUCCGCUGCUUCUUUCAUCGGCAUGGGACACAUAGCCUCUGAGGAUGUCUUCAAGUGGGCCCAAACUCACCCGAAAGUCAUUAAAGCCUCUGCACUUAUUUGCAGACUCAUGGAUGACAUCGUCUCUAGCGAGUUUGAGAAGAAAAGAGAGCACAUUGCGUCACUGAUAGAAUGCUACAUGAAGGAUUAUGGAAUGUCAAAGCAGGAAGCCAUUAGUGAACUUGAGAAGAAGAUAAGGAGUGCGUGGAAGGAUAUUAAUGAAGAGUGUGUGAGACCAAAUAUUGGCCAAGGGAUGCCAAAACCCAUUCUGAUGCGAGUUCUGAACAUGACUCGUGUCAUGGAUGUCAUGUACAAGGAUGCCGAUAACUUCACGCAUUCUGGAGGACUCAUGAAGGAUUCUAUUCAACUUGUGAUCCUUGAUCCUGUGCCAUAAAUUAAUGUGAUCAUCUUAAUAUUAGUGUUUCCUUAAUUCGUUGCCUGGUUUUACUUGGGAGUACCAUGAAUAAUCCAACGAGUGGCAUAUUAUAUAUGAAUGAAGUGUCAAAUGUUUACCUGAAGUGUCAAAUGUUUCUUCUUGUGUCCCUUGGGA